Messenger RNA from Emericellopsis cladophorae, 1683 nucleotides. RefSeq lists its product as uncharacterized. NCBI's taxonomy places the organism in Eukaryota, Fungi, Ascomycota, Sordariomycetes, Hypocreales, Bionectriaceae. Bases 1 to 1683 code for a protein of 560 amino acids. The transcript has a single exon. The record is from RefSeq and is a predicted model, not a curated record.
AUGACAGCACCACUCAGCGAUGCUCAGAAACAGGGCGUCGAGUCCAUGAUCAGGGGCAUGAAUCAUCCCAAAAGCGCCCCACCGGACAUGUCCUUCACGAUGGGCUGGGACGUCGUCGCCAACUACUCGGAAACGCAGAUAAACAGCCUGCUGGCCGAGCGUCACAGGUCCUUCACCCAAAAGCAGAGUGGCAUGCUUCAGGAGCUGCGCUUCGAGAAUGACGAGGUCGACAACCGCACCCAUCAGAAGUACAAGUCCUUCUGGCACGUCAAAUUUGGCCCGCCCGUCAUUGAAUUCAACGCCAGGUCCGUGAAAACACCGUGCUGCUCCCUCAAGAUGGAGGUCAUUGGCGGGAGUGUUCAGUGGGGUAGCGAGGCGCCGGUGGAAUCGUUUGAGCCCGGCUGGUUCGUGAGCUUGAACAAUGUCCCCCUUGCCAGCGCGAUGGGGGAACUAGUCGAGGGAAAGAUUCAACCGGAGGAGAACACGUCCAUCAUUCCGGGGACAAAGCCGAUCCAUUUCGACUUCGAUGUCGUCAAGCAGCAGCACGUUGUGCUGGCAUUCGAGAUGGACCCAAACUCCAUCACAGUCACGGCCAUCCCGCCAGAGGACUGGAACAAGGACGAUUCCCAUUCAGUCACCGACAGCCAGUUCCAAGACAGAUUCAAGGCCUACUUCACGGGCACCAAGGGCGGGAUCGGGCAGCUCGUUGACGGCGUUCCCCGGGCGUUCAGCUACGCUAUCGCCAGUGUCAACAACCAGACCAACAGCCAGGGGGUGGAGCUGCGGCCCGAGAAGUUCCAGUUCGCUACGUAUUGUGGCAGCGGCCAUUGGGAGAACGUCACGAUCUUGUCCAUCUUCAUCCAGGUCGUGGGCGGAGUCAGCAAGCCCGACUCGGUGAACCUCCAGCAGCGGUGGACCACGCAGUGGUACGACAACGGCAUCAUGCCCAUCCCAGCGGGCUUCUCGGCUAGUCUCCUGCUGUCCUCUUCUCUCUUCAAGACGACAAUCCUCCAGCACGGAUUCAAAAAUUCAGGCUGGUCGCUUAAGGAUUCGCCAACGCCAAACGAAGCAGUCAAUAAGGUCACAUGCCUGAGUUCCGAAAAAUGGAACGUCGCCGAGCAAAACAUCAAAUACCACCAGACAAGCGUCUUCCACGUGGACGGCUCCAAUGUCAACCUCAAGGACUGUCCCCUGGAGCUGAGCAUCAACCAGGACGACGUGAAUGGACCGCCUUCGGUCCGCGCGCUGUGGAAGAUCGAGCGCAGUAUCAAUUGGACGGCGAAAUGGGAUUUUGCCUACAUUGGCCCCAACUACGAAGGUGCCAGCGGCACCAUUAACGCGACGUACCAACUCUGCGAUACGGACAACCACGCGCUGCCUCGGAAGCUCAACUCCACGGUCAAAGUGACGGACGAUGAUUUCAAGUUCGACCUGAACCUGCAGACCAAGGACUUUCGCAUGGACCAAAAGGAGCCCAACGGUAUCAGCUGGGACGCGUGGCAUGAGGGUAUGGAGAAACUCUGGCAGCAGGCGCCGGAAGUGUCGGUGGCUUCUUUCGGUAUUGGAUUCUUGCGCACCACAAACCUGCUGCUGCCGGGGAGCAAAGUGAUGGGCAUCAAUUCGACGGUUGGUGUCAAGAUCCCCAAGGAUCUCGUUCUAGUGGGCGAUGUUGUUCCAGCUUAG